GCUAUGCGAAGAUCGAUUGGCCUAUUGGUAGUACCGUCAGCCAGAUCCUCUCAGCCUUCCACUGACGAGGCUGAAACGCACACCGCUCAGAACCAUUCUACCCUUCUACCCUCCCUUUCCGACUUCUUAAAAACAUGUCUGGUUGAACAGGAAUCACGGCUUAGACUGAGUAUUUCGCUUCCUGUCCAGGGUUGGAUUCUAGACGCGUUCAUGAUGUCGACGCUAUACCAGGUGCACCCACUUCCACUAAACUCCAAAUCCACUCGUGUCCUAGACAUUCUGCCUGUACCUUCAUCUGUCCCACACCCCGAUGACGAGCCGAUCAAAUGCAAUUUGCGUGUCAUCGACUUGGACGACCGUCCGGACUUCACGGCAUUGUCAUACGUUUGGGGCGCCCCAGUACCGAAACCACACUCCAUCAUCUGCGAUGAGACUACAGUCAAUAUCACUAGCAACUGUCAUUCCGCUUUGAGACAUCUGCGAAAAAAGUUCGGCAAAGUCACUAUCUGGGUUGAUGCGGUUGCAAUAAAUCAACAUGACGAAGACGAAAAGCUGCACCAAAUCCCUCUCAUGGGUGAUAUCUACUCGAAUGCUGCAUCUGUCUAUGUCUGGCUAGGAGAUGGAACAUCAGGAACAGACCGAGCGAUGUGGUUUAUGGCGACUUCUUCUUUCGACAAAUACCACACGAUCGCAGCAAGCGGUAAACGAAGAUCGCGUCCUUUUGCUGCGGCCUGGUCCCUUUGGAGCGCGAGAUGGAGCCGCACUAGACACCCGUUUCCAUUCACGCAAGCACCACAUGAUGGUUUAACUGCCAAGAUGUUGAGAUCUGUUAUGCGUGGAUCCUUCCCCGAAAUUGACAACACUGGAAAAUACACAACAUUACAAGAUGUCCACGACCUUCUAUCAAAGGAAUGGAUCUGUCGCCUGUGGACAUAUCAAGAGAUACUACUUGCCUCAAAUCCGAUUGUGGUAUGCGGAGAUAAGCAUGUGAUAUGGGCCAGGUUCGAACGGAGCAUCCUGUUUCUCAAGAUCAUAUCCACGCUAGACAUGCAAGAAGCAACAGAACCAUGGGCAAGCCUUGUUUAUAGUAGGGAGCAACUUCAAACACCAAAGAUCAACUCUCUGAUGCCAACUACAUCCGCUUUAAGAGAGUUCAGCCUUUUCGUUACAGAGACCUACCAAGCUGCUUUCACAAUUGAGUCGUUCAUGGCUUUGUGCUCAAUACUUGGCGCCGCUGUUAUGCUGUAUCUACGCGUCCUGACGAAAAUCAGUCUUUUGAUCGUUCCUUACUUUUUGUUUUUGGUUGUGUGGAUGAUAUUCUUGUUGCAGGCCAUGGAUAUCCAUCAUCGCCUUACGUUGAUGUAUGUUCCAAAGGCUAUGACUCAGGAAUUUGCACAUGGACUUUAUUCUCGCCGGGCGAAAAAACCACGGGAUAUGGCUUUUGGUAUGUGGGCUGUACUUCAAAGAGGAGGCGCCAUCAAUCUCCCGUUACCGAGCGACUUGCACGAUAUUGGCAGUGUGUACUGGACCUUGGCUAUCCAUCUAAUCCAAACGACCAAUUCGCUCGCCACACUUCUCAUUGCUGCAGCGCGAGCUUGUCCCAACAAGCCCUCUUGGGUACCGGACUGGUCCGCUAACACUCAACACGGAUGGAGCCGUAGCCUUUGGGGACUUCAGAGUACCGAUAAACAUGGGAAGAAUAUCAUCGCGCAAAGGCAUUCGUCGGAGUAUCAGACAACAACUGUAUCAGAACCGACAAAAUAUUUUCGUUUCGACGAGACACAAACAAUCAUCCAUGUCCGCGCCUACUACGUUGGCGACAUCAGUACAUGUGCACAUUUCCAGGAGACGGAUCCGGAGUCAACACUCUCACAGAGGGAUGCUCACAUUAACAACUUUCGCUCGAUACUUGCAUUAUGGACCACAGACGGUUAUCCAUGUCGUCGCGCCUAUGAGGACAUACUCAUACUAUGUGGUCUCGGUGCUCGAUCCAUGGGGGUAUUUGAGAAGUAUGUACGACUGACCGAUAAGAAGUAUCCGGAAUGGCGUGCGAUAUGCAAGUGGCCAGGUUUCCUCAUGUAUCAACAGGGGAGAGAUCCUUCGGAAAUACUCGAUCACUUGGAAAGCCAACAACACCUAACAUACGGCAAUUGGUUUAAACUUACUAGAGGGCAUGUGCAAUCUCGGGACAUUCUCUCAACGCAUAUUGCCAUAUGCAAUUUCUUUGCUCAAAGCAAAAGAAUACUGUCGCGUGUGCAAUUGCACAGUGAACCUGGUACACCGACUGUACUGGGUUUAUGCUCGCAGAAUGCUCAAGUCGGUGACCAAAUCGUGCGUGUCGAAGGAGUACCGCAGCUUCUAGUCGUUCGUCCAUGUACUGGAGCGGGAAAUUCAGUCAAGAUUGUGAGUCCGGUAGUGCUGCAAACACGAUCCAAGAGUGUUUGGAGCAGAAUCACCAGGAAGCAGACGGAACCACUGUAUGUUGAAUACAACAUACAUUGA
Molecule: messenger RNA, 2502 nt
Organism: Dothidotthia symphoricarpi CBS 119687
Lineage: Eukaryota; Fungi; Ascomycota; Dothideomycetes; Pleosporales; Dothidotthiaceae
Exons: 2
Coding region: 4-2502 (832 amino acids)
Source: RefSeq, a predicted model, not a curated record